Pecten maximus is the source of this 4856-nucleotide messenger RNA. Its product is annotated as von Willebrand factor D and EGF domain-containing protein-like. The record is from RefSeq and is a predicted model, not a curated record. The transcript has 20 exons. NCBI's taxonomy places the organism in Eukaryota, Metazoa, Mollusca, Bivalvia, Pectinida, Pectinidae. Bases 792 to 3161 code for a protein of 789 amino acids.
GUGCCAGGACAGCAUCACUCUGGUGGUCGUCAGAAUGGUGUUAAACACGGUUGCAAUAUGGAUCGCAGCAUUUGCUGUAGUUGCGGCUGACGAAUGUACUUCGUAUGGUAUUUUAUCGGACACACACCGAAGUACCCUGUUCGAGCCGGAAGCUACCGACAAACUCCUAUGCGACAGAGCGUUAUCGACCGGAUGGUACCGAUUCACAAAUGGUGACAUGCCAACUUCCUGUGUGCCGACCUUCCACUGCGGCACACAGGUUCCUAUAUGGUUAAACGGCCAGCUACCAACAGUCCAGGGAACUACCGCCACUCUUCAAGCGUGCUACAAUUUCGGAAAAACCGUUAGUCCCUCUACGUAUGGAGGGUCCGACUGUUGUCACAUAUCUCAACAAGUACAGGUGAAAAAUUGUGGCAGUUUCAACGUGUAUCACCUAUCUAGAACAAGUUCGUGCAAUAUGGCUUACUGUGCUGGUCACGCACGGGUAUGUGCUAUUGGGCAAGCCAACUACGCAUCACCCAACUGCACUGAGCUCUAUCCCAAAAUGGCACAUUCCCCCGUCCUUGGUGAACCCUACGUCGACUCUGGAAAUGGUAUCAAAUGUUAUACCUGUGACUGCAGCGGUCAAGUAAAAUUCCCGUGUCACGUUCCUUACCCCAAGGGAGUACCAGCAUGCAGCGUUUGAGGUCACGUGGACAGUAAACGGUGUUCCAGUCACCUACACUAAUGGCACCCGUGUAAGCCAGAUUCUGACAAACGACGGAAGAGACGCAACGUUGGACGGAAUAUAUAUGAAAGGCCACUUAGACACUGAGUUGAGGUGUGAGGUACGCUCCUUUUAUGACAGUAACUACCGGGGACCUAAGAGCGACACACUGAGAAGUAACGGUUUCUGGGUCGGGAUACGGAAACACAACAAUUCCAUCACGGUAGAUGAGAAAGGAGAUGAACAAGAAAUCACCAUUGAAUCCACUGUUCCUGUCCCAUGCAACAGUCUAUUUAUGAACACUUGUUCUUUCGAAGUUGAAAUGAAAUCCAGCGUAGACCCCAAUGACGUGUCAACAACUGCUUGUAUCUAUCAACUGAAAUGUGAUAAAACUACCCAUAAGUACUCUACUACUAUCAAAGUGGUCGCUACUAGGGAUUUCGUCAAAGACGGAGACCAACAACACGUGCUUGCAUUCAGACCACUAAAUCAAUUCAGUCUGAUGAAUACAAUGUGGCAGGGCUACAAUUUUCCUCCAAUUCAGAUACGAUCCAAGGAUAGAUCUCACGCUAUUUGUCCGGCGUUCAGUGAUCCUCAUAUUACCCAGCUAGACAGUAACAAAACUGUCGGCGUGUACACGGUUGGGAACUUUCUCUACUACAAAAGCAAAAUCAGGCCGUUCCAGGUCGAAAUAACAACUUGGGCCUGUGGAAAACACUGGAAACCCUGUAUCUGUGCAGUAGUUGCUCGUGAGGGAAAUGACGUCAUACAAAUUAAUAUAUGUUCUAAAACUAGUACCCAACUGGCGGCCCCCGAAGUCACAUACCCAUCGGGGCCAUUGACUGGCGGGACGACGGUCGACCCGGACCCUUCUGGCAAAACCUUAAAUAUCAAUUUUCCGUCUGGUGCCAGCCUAAAGGUUUCGGCACAUAUGCAUGUAACUGGUUCAGACAAGACUAGCUACCUGAAUACGUAUCUCAAAUUGCCGACAGACGACUUGGACAACUCCGAGGGACUGUGUGGAACAUUUGACGGCAACCCAGCAAAUGACAUGUUAGGAAGUGAUGGACUUCAACAUCCCGACCAAGCUGAAUUUUCAAAAUCCUGGAUUAUACCACCCGGAUACAGUUUAUUUGAAAACCCUCCUCUACACUCUACCGCCUUCGAUCACAAAAACGUCCAUUACUGCCAGUGUGACAGCAAAACAUCUCAGGGAAUUUGUACAAAAUCUAAAGCGAAAAAUCCUCUAGCACAGAAUACCGGAAAAAAGCCACGUCGCCAUGUGGAAACAUUUCGAUGGGGACAACCACGCGGACACGACGAUUAUCCAAAAGAACCUCAGAUGAUAUGGAAUUUCAAACCAGAAAUCAUCAAGAGGAAGGAAAGAGCCGUGGUCACUCGGAGUGGAAUGACAGAAGCUAUGGCUAGGAAGACGUGUACGGCCGAUAUCGGUGGAUCUUCUUUGUCCACUAGAUGUCACUCCGUUUUGCCAUCGGUGAUGGUACAGAAGUACAUUGACGCAUGCGUAGAAGAUAUGAUGUUUUCAGACAGUGACAUGUUUAACACCGGCUAUAUGAAUGUUUUCGAUUACCAAUGUCAAGACACCGUCCUUCGUGACGUCAGUAAUUAUGCCAUAGGGCCGGAUAGAAGGAGAAUCCCACCAGCUGACGUCACAAAUCACUUGUGUCCAAACCAAUGCAGCAGACGUGGAACUUGUCACGAGGGAUCUUGCACGUGCCAUACGGGAUAUAUUGGUCAUGAUUGUUCAGUCCCAGCAGGUGCUACUCCGGUCAUCAGCCAUUUCCGUGGAGAUGGCCUUUGUGACACCAGAGACAGAAAGUGUAUGAAGGUUCAGGUGAUUGCAGAAAAUCUAAUAGCAGGACCAAACCUCAAGUGUCGAUACAAAAAAGCUGAGAUUGGUGGAAACUCUAUCAGUCCAUACGGACCACACGUUGAAGUCCCAGUAUCCUUCACUAGUUUUCUAGAGGUCGAGUGUAGCCUGCCGGAAAAUCUAGUGCUAAUGAACGAAAACUAUAAGGACGCUUUCUUGGUGUCAGUGACAACUGAUGGCACAUUGUACAGCGCUGAACAUCCCUUCAUUAUAUAUGACGGCACUUGUAUGGCCUGUAAUACAUCUGGACACUGCAAUCUAAAGGACAAUACCUGUAUGAUUGACAGUUUGUGUCGACGUAGUGGGGAACAAAGUUUAGACGGCGGUUACUGUAAUCCACAUUCUGAUCACUACUCCUGGAGCAGGAGUUCAUCGGUCACAGAGAUAAACCACUACACAGCGGCAGGGUCCGGGUGUCAGUGUGGCUAUGACGAGAUGAGCUUUGACUGUGCCUGCUGUACCAAUAACGGCUGUCAGUGUGGACAUGUCAAUCCUCACAUAUGUACUAACUGUACUCAUGUUAACCUGUGUUCAUCCUACCCAAAACUCAUUGUCGAAAAUUAAAGGAAAUCAGAAAGCUUUUACUUGUCAAUUAUUGCCAUGUAUACGUAGACUAUGUACCAUUUAUACGUAGGUUAUGUACCAUUUAUACGUAGACUAUGUACCAUCUAUAUGUAUACUAUGUACCAUAUAUAGGUAGACUAUGUACCAAAUAUAGGUAGACUAUGUACCAUUUAUACGUAGACUAUGUACCAUAUAUAGGUAGACUAUGUACCAAAUAUAGGUAGACUAUGUACCAAAUAUAGGUAGACUAUGUACCAUUUAUACGUAGACUAUGUACCAUAUAUAGGCAGACUAUGUACCAUUUAUACGUAGGUUAUGUACCAUUUAUACGUAGACUAUGUAUCAUUUAUACGUAGACCAUGUACCAUUUAUACGUAGACUAUGUAUCAUUUAUACGUAGACUAUGUAUCAUUUAUACGUAGAUUAUGUAUCAUUUAUACGUAGACAAUGUACCAUUUAUACGUAGACUAUGUACCAUUUAUACGUAGACUAUGUACCAUUUAUAAAAAGACUACGUACCAUUUAUACGUAGACUAUGUAUCAUUUAUACGUAGAUUAUGUAUCAUUUAUACGUAGACAAUGUACCAUUUAUACGUAGACUAUGUACCAUUUAUACGUAGACUAUGUACCAUUUAUAAAAAGACUACGUACCAUUUAUACGUAGACUAUGUACCAUUUAUACGUAGACUAUGUACCAUUUAUACGUAGACUGUCUACCAUUUAUACGUAGACUAUGUACCAAAUAUAGGUAGACUAUGUACCAUUUAUACGUAGACUGCCUACCAUUUAUACGUAGACUGUCUACCAUUUAUACGUAGACUAUGUACCAUUUAUACGUAGACUAUGUACCAUUUAUACGUAGACUAUGUACCAUUUAUACGUAGACUAUGUACCAUUUAUACGUAGACUAUGUACCAUUUAUACGUAGACUAUGUAUCAUUUAUACGUAGACUGUCUACCAUUUAUACGUAGACUGUGUAUCAUUUAUACGUAGACUGUCUACCAUUUAUACGUAGACUAUGUACCAUUUAUACGUAGACUAUGUACCAUUUAUACGUAGACUAUGUACCAUUUAUACGUAGACUGUGUACCAUUUAUACGUAGACUGUGUAUCAUUUAUACGUAGACUGUCUACCAUUUAUACGUAGACUGUCUACCAUUUAUACGUAGACUAUUUACCAUUUAUACGUAGACUAUGUACCAUUUAUACGUAGACUAUGUACCAUUUAUACGUAGACUGUCUACCAUUUAUAUGUAGACUAUGUAUCAUUUAUACGUAGACUAUGUAUCAUUUAUACGUAGACUGUCUACCAUUUAUACGUAGACUAUGUACCAUUUAUACGUAGACUAUGUACCAUUUAUACGUAGACUGUCUACCAUUUAUAUGUAGACUAUGUACCAUUUAUACGUAGACUGUCUACCAUUUAUACGUAGACUAUGUAUCAUUUAUACGUAGACUGUCUACCAUUUAUACGUAGACUAUGUACCAUUUAUACGUAGACUAUGUACCAUUUAUACGUAGACUGUCUACCAUUUAUAUGUAGACUAUGUACCAUUUAUACGUAGACUAUAUACCAUUUAUACAUAGACUAUGUACCAUUUAUACGUAGACUAUCACACCAGAAAUGGAUGUUUUUAGAAUUCCAGUAAUGACUUUAAAGUGACACUAUAUCGAUUCAAAUGUUUACGUUAAAA